Messenger RNA from Balaenoptera ricei (Rice's whale), 3431 nucleotides. RefSeq names its product solute carrier family 28 member 1 (gene SLC28A1). Gene Ontology annotation, molecular function: pyrimidine- and adenosine-specific:sodium symporter activity. The record is from RefSeq and is a predicted model, not a curated record. Gene Ontology annotation, biological process: cytidine transport; pyrimidine nucleobase transport; nucleoside transmembrane transport. Lineage: Eukaryota; Metazoa; Chordata; Mammalia; Artiodactyla; Balaenopteridae. Gene Ontology annotation, cellular component: membrane.
GCACCUGCAAUUGGAGUCAUCAUGUUUUAAAGUUUACAACAAUCCAAAGACCUCCUGGUGUUUUGCAUUGGCCAGGCUGAGCUGUGGUGUAAGAGAGAGAGAAGCAGGUUUAGGAAAGAGGAAUGACAAGCUCAUGCUCAUGGAACUUGACCAGGGAGGAGCCUCUCUUUUUAGUCACUGCUUGGACACAUGAAGAGAUGUGAUGAAAAAGACCUUAUCUAUGAAGAGCCAAGAGGUGAGAGCAGGCAAAAUUGUGAGAAGAAAAUAAGGGGACUGUUGAACGUCCCUUCUGACGAGGUCUGCCUCUUACAGUUCUGAGUGUUUCACUCACCCCCUGUAAAAAUAUCCUCUUCAUUAUAUCAGAGUCUGGCAAGGAGAAAGGACUCUCUACCACUCAGACCAAGAAUUCCCCUGAAACAGGAGUGACCCCAGAGAACUGAAGCCAGAAACAGGUAAGGGGUUGCCUCUGAGGAAUGGGACAGGGAUGGGAGAGGUGGAACAGCCUUCUCAUUAUAAAUCCUUCUAAGUGCUUCUGUUUUGUUUUGAUUGGAAGGGGGGAAAGAUACACGAUACACACACACACACACACACACACACACACACGUUGCUAUAUAUAUAUAGCAAUGCGCAGGCCUUUCUGUUUGUUUGUUUGCAGUUUCACAUAUUUAUUUUUGGCAGGAAGGAAAUCAUUGCAAACCUCUUGACUGACAAUGUUCGCCCCCUGGAAACGUGCACAUUCCACAUGUAGUAUUUUCCCAGUGUUGCUGGAUUGUUUAUCACAUUCAAAUGUCCAACAGAAAACCAUGACUACCCAGACACCGGCAUCUCCACCACUUGGUGGGUGGUGGUGUUAGUCUACAGAGAAGCUCCCUGGAGAAUGGAACAGGAACAGACACCAUCAAAUUUACAGUAAAAUAGCAACAGAGGGAGCCACUUGAUUUUGCGCAGGUAAAGGCAAGCACUUCAAACCAUCCACUCUUCUCGAACCCUGGCAUGCCAACUGUCCAUCACAGCACCUUUAAAAGCAGAGGCACAAACGUCACAAGUGUUUGACCAUAGGGCUGUGUGGUUCUGCAUUUCUUGAGAAAGCCAUCUUUAAUAUACAGCGUUGUAAAAUGUUGCCAAGUUAUAGAUUUACAGAUUUCCUUUUUAUACAACAAGUUCAAGUGCUGCAACUGUGACAAGUCUGUGUCAUUAGAUAUAUAUAUAUUCCUUGCCUCGCCCUGCUCUGGACCCAGCACCCCAGCCCUGGCUCAGUUCCAGGCCUCACUGUACCACCCCAGUGAGAUCAUCUCCUCAGGAAACAGGCCACAGGGAGUCAAGUGACACGCUGAGAUCACACAGCUGGAUGGGGCACAGCCAGGACCCCUGAGGUCCUCCAGCUCUUGUUCUUUCCCUGGGGUCUCAUCCCAACCCACCCAGCCUCCCAACCGCCCAGCCUGUGGCUCUCAGCCAAAUUUCACCUGAAAAGAACACUUGGUUUCUGGGGGCCAGGAUCACUGUUGACUGCCCUUCCACGAGCAGGGGAGCAACACAGGGUCUCAUGGCCUGGAGGAGGAGAGCAGUGUGUCAAGACAGCCCUGCGAUGGGACCUGUGACAGAGAUGACACCUGCCAGCCUGAUGGUGCCAGCCUCUCUGCCAAACACCUCACCUGCAUUCGCUCAUUUAAUCCCCAUCAGUAUUUAUUUAUGAGGAAUUUCCACUGAGAUGAGAAGACAGGCCAAAGCGAAAGCAGGUUGGAUCCAGCCCGUCCCCGUGGAAACGCGCGCUUCCGUUUGUCCCCGAGAGGGACUUGUUGACCACAAAUAUCUGCAAGGUCUGGCGCAUGGAGGACGACACACUGAGACUAAGAGAGUCCAGCUCUCUCACAUCAGCGGCCGGUGGUUUGGAGAACAUGGGGGCUGAGCUGUUGGAAAGCCUGGAGGAAGGCCGGGACCCUCACAGUGACUCAAGCCCUGCAGAAGUCAGGGACAGCGGGAGCAAGGCUGGCCCGGAGCCCUCCUCAGGAUGGAGGAGCCUGCAGCCAGCCCUGAGGGUGAGACGCUUCUGCAGAGGGCAUGCACAGCUGUUUCGAUGGAUCUGCACAGGCCUGCUAUGUACUGCAUUUGCUGCCUUCCUGCUGAUUGUCUGCCUCCUGGAUUUCCAGAGGGCCCUGGCAUUGUUUGUCCUCACCUGUGUGGACCUUGUCUUCCUGGCCCACAACCUGCUGAAGAGGCCACUGGGGCCAAAGCUGCUGAGGUGUGUCAAGCCUCUGGGGCAUCCCCGCCUGAACCUCUGGUUUAAGAGGGAGCCCUUUCUAGCCCUUGCUGCUUUCCUGGCCCUGAUCCUAUGGCUGGUUCUGGACACCUCUCAGUGGCCUGAGCAGCUGGUGUCCUUUGGAGGAAUCUGCAUGUUUGUCAGCCUCCUCUUUGCCUUCUCAAAGCAUCACCGCACAGUAUCCUGGUGGGCUGUGUCCUGGGGUCUUGGACUACAGUUUGCACUUGGACUCUUCGUCAUCAGAACAGAACCAGGAUUUAUUGCAUUUCAGCUGGGCGACCGGAUCCAGAUCUUCCUGAGCUACAGGUCCAGCUUCUUGUCUGGGGAGGCUCUGGUCAAGGAUGUCUUUGCAUUUCAGGUUUUGCCCAUCAUUGUUUUCUUCAGCUGCGCCAUGUCAGUCCUCUCCUACAUGAGCCUCAGGCAGUGGGUGAUCCUGAAGAUGUCCUGGCUGGUGCAGGCCACCAUGGGCCUCAUGGCCACGGAGACCCUGAGUGUGGCUUGAAACAUCUUUGUGAGCCAGACUGAGGCUCCUCUACUGAUCCGGCCCUACUUGGCAGACAUGACACUCUCUGAAAUCCACGUUGCCAUGACCAGAGGCUAUGCCACCAUUGCCGGCAGCCUGCUGGACGCCUACAUCUCCUUUGGGAUCGAUGCUGCCUCCUUAAUUGCUGCCUCUGUGAUGGCUGCCCCUUGUGCCUUAGCCCUCUACCCGGAGGUGGAGGAGUCCAAGUUCAGGGGUGAGGAAGGAGUGAAACUGACCUACAGAGAUGCUCAAAACCUCUUAGAAGCAGCUAACAGUGGGGCCGCCAUGUCCGUGAGGGUCGUGACCAACAUCGCAGCCAACCUGAUUGCUUUCCUGGCUGUGCUGGCCUUCAUCAACGCUGCCCUCUCCUGGCUGGGAGACAUGAUGGACGUCCAAGGGCUCAGCUUCCAGGUACAGCUCAUCUGCUCCUACAUCCUGCGGUCAGUGGCCUUCUUGAUGGGCGUGGCCUGGGAGGGCUGCCCGGUGGUGGCUGAGCUGCUGGGAAUGAAGCUGUUUCUGAACAACGGGCGCCGAGGAGUGGGCCGGUUCCAGGAAGCAGUAGAUCUCUCAGGUAUUUGUUGAGACCUCUGAAGUGCCAGGCCCUCUGCUGGGUACCAGGGAUAAAAAGGGGAAUUCGACAGACAUGGUCCC